UAUUUAGAGGGCGGGGCGCUCCAGUGUCCGGGCGAGGGAAGUUCUCGCGGGACCUCGUUUGCUAUAAAUAGCCAGCUGCGCGAGGCGGUGGCCUUCUAGUCUGAGAGAACACCAAAUGGCGGACGACGCCGGUGCUGCUCCCGCAGGAGGUGCGGGAGCUGCAGGAGGAGCUGCAAGAGGGGGUUUCCGAGGUGGCUUUGGCAGUGGUCUCCGAGGCCGUGGUCGGGGUCGUGGCAGGGGUCGUGGAAGAGGGCGUGGGGCCCGUGGCAAAGCUGAAGACAAAGAAUGGAUUCCUGUCACCAAACUUGGUCGCCUAGUCAAGGAUAUGAAAAUCAAGUCUCUUGAAGAGAUUUAUCUUUUCUCCCUUCCAAUCAAGGAAUCAGAAAUCAUCGACUUCUUUCUGUUAUCUUCCCUGAAGGAUGAGGUUCUGAAGAUCAUGCCUGUCCAGAAACAGACUCGUGCUGGUCAGCGUACCAGGUUCAAGGCUUUUGUAGCUAUUGGUGACUACAAUGGUCAUGUCGGCCUUGGUGUAAAAUGCUCCAAAGAAGUCGCCACUGCUAUUCGUGGAGCAAUCAUCUUGGCUAAACUAUCCAUUGUACCAGUACGACGAGGCUACUGGGGUAACAAGAUUGGCAAGCCUCAUACUGUACCUUGCAAGGUUACUGGUCGUUGUGGGUCUGUUUUGGUGCGUCUGAUCCCAGCACCCCGUGGUACAGGAAUUGUAUCUGCCCCUGUUCCAAAGAAACUGCUGAUGAUGGCUGGAAUUGAUGACUGCUAUACUUCAGCUAGGGGUUGUACUGCUACACUGGGCAACUUUGCUAAAGCCACCUUUGAUGCGAUCUCCAAGACCUACAGUUAUCUGACCCCUGACCUCUGGAAGGAGACUGUAUUCAGCAAGUCUCCUUAUCAGGUAAGAAUUAAAUCAGUGCAUAUGACUUCAAUAGGAGUGGAAUUCCUUAAGAUUUUUAUUGCAGUUAAUAAAGUGAGGAUGUAGUUUCAUAUAGAAUCAUAGAAAUGUAGUCCUGGAAGAGACUUUGAGAAGUCAUCGAGUUCAGCCCCUGUGCUGAGGCAGGUACACCUAAACCAAGUACACCUAAACAAUUCUUGACAGGUUUUGUCUAACCUGUUCUUAAACCUUCAGUGAUUGGGAUUCCAGUCCAUAACUACCCUUAUUAGUUAUUUUUCCUAGUAUCUAAACUAAAUUUUCCUUGAUGCAUAUUAAGCCCAUUACUACUUGUCCUAUCUUCAGAGAACUAAGAACAGCCAUCACUGACCUCUUUAUAAAAGCCCAUAAUACAUCUGAAGACUUAUCAGGCCCCACCCAGUCUUAUUUUCAAGGUUAAAUAUCCCUAGUUUUUAACAUUUUUGUCAUUUUUGUUGCUCUCCUCUGGGCUCUCCAAGUUGGUCAUUGGUAUCUCCUGGAUGCCAAGCUAGCUAGAGAAUAAUGUGGGGGGGGAGCUUAAAAUUAAAUUUGUAAAAACUGUCUCUAGUUUAAAAUGGAUCUGCUCUACAGUGAGGCCUGCAACAUCAUUUGGUUCAAGGCAGUGAAAUGUCUUAUUCUUUUGCAGGAAUUCACUGAUCAUCUGGCUAAGACCCACACCAGAGUCUCAGUGCAGAGAACCCAGGCAGCUGCUGUGG
Molecule: messenger RNA, 1638 nt
Organism: Chelonia mydas (Green sea turtle)
Lineage: Eukaryota; Metazoa; Chordata; Testudines; Cheloniidae
Gene: RPS2
Product: ribosomal protein S2
Exons: 8
Coding region: 116-994 (292 amino acids)
Biological process (GO): translation
Cellular component (GO): ribosome; cytosolic small ribosomal subunit
Molecular function (GO): RNA binding; structural constituent of ribosome
Source: RefSeq, a predicted model, not a curated record